Papaver somniferum (opium poppy) is the source of this 2372-nucleotide messenger RNA. Its product is annotated as myb family transcription factor PHL6-like. NCBI's taxonomy places the organism in Eukaryota, Viridiplantae, Streptophyta, Magnoliopsida, Ranunculales, Papaveraceae. Gene Ontology annotation, molecular function: DNA-binding transcription factor activity; DNA binding. The record is from RefSeq and is a predicted model, not a curated record. The transcript is spliced from 9 exons. The coding region runs from base 479 to 2023 and encodes 514 amino acids.
AUUUUAAUAAUUGAAUUAACAAAUAGAGAGAAGAUUAUGAUGAUGAAGAUGAACAGUUGAGUAGACUAGUAAUUAAUUCCCCCUUUGGUUAGCAUUAGUUUAAUCAAUCAUUUGUUUUGUUUGUUUUGGUUUUCCUCUCUUUCUCCUCGCUCGCUCUCUCUCUCUAAUGCGGAUCUAAUCUGUACAUUUCUGUUUUAUUAUUCACGAACCCUGAAUUCUUAGUGGGAGAGAGUUUAUUAGAGAAUCUUUUAUCUCAUCUGGAUUUGCUGUCUUUGUUGUUCUUGUUUGAAGCUGGGAAUUCACAAGAAGAAGAAGAAAAGAUGCUCAAUAUACUUCUUUCAUGCACCCCCUUACUUCUACCAACUACUGCAGAGAUUUUUAAUAAAUGAUAAAGAGGGCUACCAAGAUUCUAUUUGCAUCUUUGGGUUUAGUGGAGUUAGAUUCUCAGCUGAGCUUUCGUCUUAACUAAAAGAAGAUCAUGAAUCGCCACAGUGUCAUUACUUUAAAUCAAACCGAGUCCCCUAAAGGAAUGGCUUCUCAAGCUUAUUGUAACAUCGCUUCUCCAAUUCCUGAUGUACUAUUCUCUGACUCCGCAAACAAAAUAACUGCAUCCCAUGUUGACUAUUCAUCCACAUUUCCUCUGUUGUAUUCACAAUCAGAAUCAGUCAGUUCCUCAAAAUCCCAGAUGUCGUAUCCAUUCAAAUCAUGUAAGUUAAGUGCCCCACAUCUUGAUCCUGAUAGCUCCAUGUCCUAUGAUUCUCUAUCCCAGUAUCCAAAAAACACAUUCUCGCGGUCUUCUACUUUCUGCACCAGCUUGUAUCUGUCAUCUUCUACAAGCUCAGAGGCCCAUCGGCAGCUUGGAAACUUACCUUUCCUCCCUCAUCCAUUGAAGACUGAGAAACCUGUUUCUGAUGUUGAUUCGACAAAAUCUCCAUCACAGCAAACUCUAGACUUGAACACUCAAUUCGCUGAUGAGCAUUCUGAGUACAUCAUGGACUUUCUUACUACCGCGGGAGAAGCUUCAGAUGGUAGCUUUCAUGGUGUAAAUUAUGCAAGCGACAGUUUAACAUUCAAUGAACAGUUGGACCUUCAAUUUUUGUCCGACGAGCUUGACAUGGCUAUAACAGACAACGGAGAAAAUCCGAGAGUUGAUGAAAUAUAUGAGGCACCUAAAGUUUCUACUACCCCAUCGGUCGAAAUGACAAGCACCCAGAGCAAUCUUCAGCCUUUGGCUCUACCUAUUGCUGUCCAGAGUCCUUCAGGUGAACCCAGUCCCGGGGCUGCAGCUGCUGCACACAAGCCAAGAAUGAGGUGGACACCUGAGCUCCAUGAACGUUUCAUAGAAGCGGUCAAAAAGCUUGAUGGGGCAGAAAAGGCAACUCCUAAGGGUAUAUUGAAACGUAUGGGUGUUGAGGGUUUGACAAUUUAUCAUGUGAAAAGCCACUUGCAGAAAUACCGACUUGCCAAAUACAUGCCAGAGAUAAAAGAAGAGAAAAAGACUUCCUCUUGUGAGGAAAAAGAAAGGAAAGCAUCAUUAAGCAGCAGCGCAAGUGAUGGACUGAAAAGGGGAAUGCAUCUCACUGAUGCCCUGCGCAUGCAAAUGGAGGUUCAGAAACAACUCCAUGAACAGCUAGAGGUGCAAAGGUCCCUUCAGAUACGUAUAGAGGAACACGCGAGAUACCUACAAAAGAUUGUGGAAGAGCAGGAGAAAGUUGGGAAAGGCUUCAUGCCAGCUACAGGUUUCAAAGGGUCCUCGUCAACUGACACUCAAACACCGACAGAGGAUCCUCAUCAGCACUCCGAGCAACAAUCUGAUGUGGCUGCUGCGGUGCCUCCACACUCCGAGUCCGUAACAGAGUCAUCCUCAUCAUCUCUCCCCUCUAAGAAACAAGACUCUGAGAAUUGUAUCGAGACUGAGCAGCAACAGCAGUUAUCAGGUCAUAAACGAACCCGUGAAGAAGCGAAACUACCAGAAGUAUCUUCAGAGAAUCCUGCCACUGAAAACCCUGCAGACAGCCAAUAAAAGUAGAAGUAAUCUGCACAAGAAAAUCAAGUAUCGAUCAUUACUCAUUUUUCUUGCCUCGGUUGCCGUUUUCCAAAUUGUUGAGCUUCUGUAAUGUAUGUACAGUUAAGAAAUGAAAAAAAAAAAGUAGAGUAGAGUAGAAGCUUGUUGUGUUUGUAGGAAAGAUUAGACAUCGGUUCCUGAAAGAAUGUGGGAAUAGGAGAGUCUUACGUUGUUAGUAGUAUAUGUUAGAUUAGUUCGAAUGAGCGUUAGAUUGAGCUUAGGCAACAGCCAUCCGUUUUGACUCUCCUAGUUGUUUGUUGUUGUAACUUUGAUGACUGAUGUAUAUAUAAAUCAUUUCUUUAGACUC